Physcomitrium patens is the source of this 2157-nucleotide messenger RNA. RefSeq lists its product as uncharacterized. The record is from RefSeq and is a predicted model, not a curated record. NCBI's taxonomy places the organism in Eukaryota, Viridiplantae, Streptophyta, Bryopsida, Funariales, Funariaceae. Gene Ontology annotation, cellular component: nucleus.
CUUCUGUUUGGAAGGCAGGGCAGAGCAUUCUGCAAGAUGGUCAAGUAGCCGAUUUUCAGUUUCGGACGAUGCGCAAGCAGAUUUCGAGGGAGGAAGGAAUUUCAAGCAUCAAACUCGAUUGAUUAGGCUCUGGGUUUUGUUAGGUUUCUUUCCAUAGAUCAGAGCGGGACGUGUGUGGUCGCUUGAUUCGGAGCACUGAGGGAGGAGGAUGGAGUCGCUCCUUGCAAGUUACGCUAGUGACGAUGAAGAUGAGCAGGAGGAGAUAACGCCGCGCGUGGAGAUUGCGCCAAGCUUGCCCGCGGCCUCCGAUGCACCGCAAAAGGUUUCGUUGUUUGGUCGCCUCCCACCACCGAGGAAUUCUGGGUCUGGAACUUCUGUACAAUCCUCAGGUUCUCUGUUUGCUUCUCUGCCCCCGCCGCAAUUCGGGGCCAAAUCUGCAGAAGUUAGCUCUCCCUUCCCUACCGCGGAUGUUUUUGCCCAGGAAUCAUCUCGACCCUCGCUGUUCGCAAAGCUACCUCCCCCGAAAUCUGAAAAACCUGAAACGUCGGACGGGAACCCUAAUCGCGGUAAUCUCCCUUCGAAAUCUUCUCUGUUUGCAGCUCUUCCGCCCCCUAAGGUUGAGUUUGACAGUUCUGUGGUGAAGGUCGAGACCCCCGACGUGAAACCUAAAGUGAAGAAGCACCCAGUGGCAUUCAAACCUCCGAUUGAUGUGUCUGUUCUUGAGGACGACGAUGAUGGUUGGAGACCAGCGCAUAAGAAGGCAAAAGCUGAGCCCAGUCCGAUGAUCAAAAGCGGAGGUGGUCUCAGCGCUCUCUUACCGGCCCCCAGGAACAGCCUGGGAUCCGGUGCCACAUUGGGAGGUGGUGCUGCUUCUGGUGGGCGUCGUGCAGCCAUGGAAGUUGGUGGGAAGUCAGUAACGCAGGAUAUUAAGCCGAAGGCGGAGCCAGUAGUUGUAAACUCCAGGAUAUCCACAACGUCCGGAGCAAUCGAUUCGCGUGCUUCCCAAGCCCAAGUUCAGUACGAUCAUUCCUCGUAUGCAUUAGAUCAGAGCACCGCAUUUGCUCCUCAGCUGCCUUCCGAAAACAAUUCAUAUGGCUAUUCAGCGCCAACGGAAGCAUACACAUCCGCGCAGGAGAUUCCUCAUUCAACAUAUAAUGUCAAUAGCCAUUACGAACAGCAGGAUUGGCAGUAUUCCGGGAACGUUCCAUAUUACGCUAGUCAUCCAACUCACGCCAACCAUGCAGUAGCGAGUUCUCCACCGGUUGUUGAUCCAGUUGCACAAGUCUUGCAGUCUGAGAGAAGAAGAGGUAGAGAAGAUAAAUUGGCUGCUUCUAAUGUGAUUGAGGUCAAGCAAGCUGAUCUUACUGGCGGAAAAAUAAGGGAGGACCAACUGCGAGUAACCGGGAUUGCGUUUGGGCCAUCUUAUCAGCCGGUUUCUUCGAGUAAAGAUAAGCCAUCUAAAGUACACCGAAGAAAGCACCAAAUUGGCACCCUUUUGCAUGAUAUGAGGUCAAAAGAAAUGGAGUUAUUGGAGCGUCGCGCUAAAGGGAACUUGACGAAAGCAGAAACUCAUGCCAAAUACGGCUGGUAGUGUUAAAUUGCAGUCUGAUUGUGGUUUGUAGGGAAUGAUAUAUUGGGGAGGUCAAUUCGCUGCAUCCAUCUUGUCAGGUUCUUCUUGUGUAGAGUUUUCGACUAGAUUUUGUGUUUGAAAAUUGAGAAAGAACUGCUUUCCCUCAAUUGUUGUGCUAAGUAUAGGGGAUCUCACUUGGACAGGUAUUGCCUAAGCUCUGCAGCCUAAAUUGGUAACAAGCUGCGUAAGAUUUUCUGCCCAGCUGACUUCGUUGGCCAGUUCAUUUCCCUCUAGUAAUGAGAUGGUAUCAUGCAGUUUGUCCCCAAGUACCUCCUCAGGCAUGCUCUUUACGGGAUGCUUAUCCGCUCUAUUCAAGGUCAUUUAAUUCAAUUGCAGUACUUGACUCAGACCCUCAACUGAGCAUACCCACUUUAAUCCUACGCCCUUUGAGCCUUUCUGGUUAGGUCUUCAAAUUUUUACUUGGCCAAUUUCAACAGAACUUCAGGAUAGGCUGGAGAAUGUAUUGUCAUGUUAAGCACACCAGAGAACGAGGCUUUAAGCAAUGGAGCCGAAUAUCUCAUUUUGAA